Molecule: messenger RNA, 2461 nt
Organism: Medioppia subpectinata
Lineage: Eukaryota; Metazoa; Arthropoda; Arachnida; Sarcoptiformes; Oppiidae
Source: the annotation of a GenBank genome assembly
GUUUGUUCAUAACAUCCGUUCAUUCAUUAUAUGCGGAGAAACAGGAAAUGAAGUGAUUGUUGUGACCAAAGAUGAUGUGGUCUUUCAUAUGAAUGUCAAUAAUAUCACACAAAUGACUGAAUUGUGUGAAUUGAAGGGAAAGGGUGUCAUCAAAAUCAGUGCCGGAUCGAGUCAUGUCUGUGCCCUCACAUCGGCCGGUGAUGUGUAUGUUUGGGGCGAUAAUAAGUAUAAUCAGUUGGGGACCGGAAAUACUACUUCAUCUCAACUUCCGUUGAAAAUGUCAUUCAAUUGUAAUAAUGAAAAAAUUGUUGACAUUGAAUGCGGUUCACACCACACACUGGUGCUGACCGAUGCCGGACAUGUGUACGCCUGGGGUUGUAAUGGCCAUGGGCAAUUAGGUAAUGGCAAUACCACUAAUCAAUCGAUACCUAUUCAAGUGAUGGGAGUUUUGAACGGAUGUCACGUGACAUCCAUUGUUUGCGGUGGAAUACAUUCACUGGCCGUUACGGACACCGGGAGUGUGUUUGGAUGGGGUUACAAUAGUUAUGGUGAGUUGGGAAUGAGUAACACAACCAACCAAUCAUCUCCCGUUCAGAUUCAAAAUUUUAAAGACAUAAAAGUGGUUAAAGCGACGUAUCGCUCGUUACCACUGACUGUUAAGGCCAGUCACCCGGUGCUCAACAGUAUGGCUCAAGCCUUCGACAAUUCCGAUAACUUUACUUUUAAGUUUGUGAUCGACGGCCACCCCAUACAUGUCCACAGAGAGUAUUUGAUUAUACGGUGCGAACGACUCAAACCAUUGUUAGACACUGAUAGCGCAGAAAGAGAGAUAACAGACUAUUCUUAUGAGGCAUUCAAAGCAUUUCUGAGAUAUCUGUAUACCAACGAUGUGUUUGUGGCGCCGGAUAUUGGGAUCCAGUUAUUAGGUUUGGCCGACACUUACGCCGAGACAGACCUCAAGCGAAAGUGUAUUAAACUUAUCUGUAAAGGCAUUACCGUUGAAAACGUGGCCCUUAUAUACGGGUCGGCUGUUAAACACUCGGAUCAAAUGAGUGAAGAGUUUGUUCAUAACAUCUGUUUAUUCAUUAUAUGCGGAGAUAAAGUGAUUGUUGUGACCAAAGACGAUGUGGUCUUUCAUAUGAAUGUCAAUAAUAUCACACAAACGACUGAAUUGUCUGAAUUGAACGGAAAGGGUGUCAUCAAAAUCAUUGCUGGUUUGAAUCAUGUCUGUGCCCUUACAUCUGCCGGUGAUGUGUAUGUUUGGGGCGAUAAUAAGUAUAAUCAGUUGGGAACCGGAAAUACGACUUCAUCUCCACUUCCGUUGAAAAUGUCAUUCAAUUUAAAUCAUGAAAAGAUUGUUGACAUUGAAUGCGGUCUUCAGUAUUCACUGGUGUUGACCGAUGCCGGACAUGUGUACGGCUGGGGUUUAAAUGGUUUUGGCCAAUUAGGUAUUGGCAAUACAACUAAUCAAUCGACACCUAUUCAAGUGAUGGGAAUUCUGGAUGGAUGUCGCAUGAAAUCCAUUGUUUGCGGUGGAAUGCAUUCACUGGCCGUUACGGACACCGGGAGUGUGUUUGGAUGGGGUCGUAACGUAUGCGGAGAGUUAGGGUUAGGUCACAACGACAACCAAUUAACACCCGUACAGUUGCCAUAUUUCAAUGAAAUCAAAGUGAGCAAGGUUGCGGCUGGAAAUGUUAGUACAGUAAUUCUAUCGGAUGAUGCAAACGAUAUUUCAGCGGCCGUUACGGCUAAUGGAGUGCUCUAUGUUUGGGGAGAAUGUCGACAACCAGUGGGCAAUUUGAUUACACCUAACGCAACGAAUCGCUCGAUACCACUCACUCUCGCCGACGAACACCCGGUGCUCAAUAGUAUUGCCAAAGCCUUUGACGAUCCGAUAAUCAGUAGUUUUAAGUUUGUGGUCAACGGACACCCCAUACAUGUCCACAGAGAGUACUUAAUUAUACGGUGCGAACCACUCAGAGGUUUAUUAGAAACCAAUAACUCAGAAAAUAUGAUAACAGACUAUUCUUAUGAGGCAUUCAAAGCAUUUCUGCGAUAUCUGUAUACCAACGAUGUGUUUGUGGCGCCGGAUAUUGCGGUCGAGUUAUUAGGUUUGGCCGACACUUACNAAGCAUUUCUGCGAUAUCUGUAUACCAACGAUGUGUUUGUGGCGCCGGAUAUUGCGGUCGAGUUAUUAGGUUUGGCCGACACUUACGCCGAGACAGACCUCAAGCGAAAGUGUACUCAACUUAUAAGUAAUGGCAUUACCGUUGAAAACGUGGCCCUAAUAUAUGGGGCGGCCGUUAAGCACAAGGAGCCGACCCUUCAGGAUAUAUGUUUCAAAUAUGCGCUGAAAAACUUUGAAAAUGUGUCCAAAACAGACACUUUCAAUGCUCUGGAUAUUAAUAUAUACAAGGAUUUCAUACGUAAGGCAUCACUAAAGGGGGCUUUUAGUCGUUAA